AUGAAAUUGAAUAUGAAUAGUAAAUGGGAACCUGGUUAUCAUCCAUUUCCAGAAAUGAAUCGAUUUCUUAAUUCAUAUUCACGUAUUCAUCAUCAAUCAGUAAGGAAAUUAUCGUAUACUCGAUCAAAUUAUUCUUUUCUUGGAUAUAUUUGCAGUGUUUCGGAUAACAAUGCACGUAUUGAAGAAAUUUUAUUAAUUUUUGGUGAUAAAUAUCGUUCAUUAAUUAAUACAAUAAUUGAAGAAGAAUGUCCGAAAUAUUAUCAUGAUAAAAGAAUGAUGAUGAAUAACAAACGAAAUAAUAGACCUUCGAUGUUAUAUAAUCCUCGUCGAUGGGAAAAUAGUGAUCGAUGA
This is a messenger RNA of Adineta steineri, 351 nucleotides long. The record is from the annotation of a GenBank genome assembly. NCBI's taxonomy places the organism in Eukaryota, Metazoa, Rotifera, Eurotatoria, Adinetida, Adinetidae.